Messenger RNA from Candoia aspera, 929 nucleotides. It is a transcript of the gene TNFRSF4, whose product is annotated as TNF receptor superfamily member 4. Gene Ontology annotation, biological process: inflammatory response. Gene Ontology annotation, molecular function: protein binding; tumor necrosis factor receptor activity. The coding region runs from base 45 to 818 and encodes 257 amino acids. The transcript is spliced from 6 exons. Lineage: Eukaryota; Metazoa; Chordata; Lepidosauria; Squamata; Candoiidae. The record is from RefSeq and is a predicted model, not a curated record.
UUUCCUUUGAGCGAGGCAGCGUUCGCAAGUCCACGGCACGGGGCAUGAAGCCAAUCUUGGGUUUGAUUUCGGUGGCCGUGUCUCUCUCGCCCUGGCUGGCCUGUGGGAUGCGGUGCUCGGAAAAUGAGUAUCCUCUCCAGAACAGGAAAUGCUGCAAAUACUGUAAACCAGGAGAACAGCUGGUGAAACGGUGCACGGUGACCUCUGAAACCACCUGUGAGCCAUGUGAGGAGAAUUACUACAACAACGGUUAUACCUACUCACGGUGUAAACGUUGCACAGACUGUGACUCCGAGCGAGGCCUCCGGGAGGUAAGUCCAUGCCAAAGGAUUUCGAAUACCAUCUGUGCCUGUCUUCCCGGCCACUCUCCGGAAGCGACUGAAGGGGAGAAAAGAUGCAAAGCCUGUCCCAGCGGGUAUUUUUCCCAGGGAGGGAAUGAGAAAUGCCGCCCUUGGACAAAUUGCACAGUGAGCGGCAAGAAAACCCUAUAUCCUGGGAGGGAAGAUGCCAACACAAUUUGUGACGAGCCGUCCUCCAAGGUUCCCGCCCUGCACACUCUCACGCAGCCCACUCCCUUUAAAAAUAGGGGUGGCAUCUUGACUGUGAUGCCCAAUUCUUCUCAGACUGUUCUGGCUAAAAAUCCAGGGUUUGUGUGGACUCUCGCCAUCACCAUGCUCUUCCUGACCAUACCUGGGGUCUUCUUGCUGCUGUUCUUUUAUCGGAGAACAAAGAAAAAGAAAGUGCAGAUCUCGUGUGAGGAAAUUUUUGCGGUUCCCUGCAAGGGUGAGUUUGGGGCGGCGAUAGAAGGGCUGGGUUAAAAUGUGAUUUUAUCAGCUUUGGGGGAAUCAUUUUCAGGUUAAUGUGGCUGAAUGAUCAGGAGCUGAUGGAUGGUGACAUCCUUUUUGAUUUAAAAAUGGGUCUUCCCUUUU